Molecule: messenger RNA, 1420 nt
Organism: Orbicella faveolata
Lineage: Eukaryota; Metazoa; Cnidaria; Anthozoa; Scleractinia; Merulinidae
Source: RefSeq, a predicted model, not a curated record
UUUAACAAUCAGAGACGAUGUCACAGCGACCAAAGCUGUAUCUUUUUAAUUGUGACCGUACCUACAAAUUGGAAGCUGUCGAAGGUUUGUUAAACGCAACGAAAGCGAAACUCGUCGAACUCGGCUUUGACCCAGUCGUGGAGAAGCACUAUUUCUCACUUGGUCAGAUGUCUGACGUGACCACCAACACCAUUCCCAAACUACACAUGGACAUGGCGUUCUUUGUAGUCCAUGCACACGAAUCUCGGCUGUCGAUCAACGAAGACAACGCUGGAAUCGGUUACGCCAAUAUCUACAGAGCUCUACUGGAAAGAACUGGAGGGAAAGUCAUUAUCGUCAUUGGAGGGGAUGACAACUACAGGAGUGAAGACGAGAAAGACCGAGUCGUUAUUUCACGAUGGGCCUGGAGGAAGAUAUCCUCACAGUUUAGGGACGAAUUUUUAGAUGGAAGGAAAAGCUUCAUCUUUUCUUGGAACAAACAACACCGAGAGAUUCACGAAGAAGCAUUAUUGCAUUUCUUUGAGCCAAGCAAGGAAGGACAGAAGUUUGAAUAUCAACCGAAACUAAAACAACCGGAAAGCGGCAAAUCGGCACAGUCCUCGACCGAGAGAAACCCCUUGCAGAAAUGUCAGUCCAUGGAUGAACGAAGAGGGGAAGGUAUAAAAGGCAGUGGCUCUUUCAGUGCUGAACAAAGACGAGAGAAGUUCUCAGGCGGCCACUCCCACAGUGCUGACGAAACAAGAGAGUACAGCUUAUUCACUCGCCACAACAUUGCUGAACAGACAAGAGACGACCGCUUAUUUGGUGGCACCUCUGGAACCGCCAUGGCAACUUCUGAGGUUGAGUAUGGAGCCAAGUCCAAAGAAACUCCUUCAGCAAGCACUGGUAGAGCUAAGGGUACAGAAUUGGCCAUUCUUGGCUGUAAUGUGUCGGGGGAUUCCAUGCAGGCUGUGAGGAAAGUUUUUCAAGACAUCUGUCACAAGCUGAAUCUCGAGCCAUAUCCACCAGCUGAAAAUUUUCCUCCCCUCGAAGUUAAAAGAUAUUUGACGAAAAACCGUCUCAAGUUCUGUGUGCUGGUGGUGGAUGCCGAAACAGUAAAAGAUGCUUAUAUCAACUUAUCUCAACGGAAAGUGGAAUACCAAGAACUUCUGGAAAGAGCAGCGAAGGAAGUUUAUGAAAAGGUCGUCAUCUUGAUAUGCGACACCUGCUCUUUAGAAUCAAAAGAUGACGAAGUUAUAGUAAGUCAAACCAUCGAGCGCAUCAUUUGUGAUAAAGGAAAAGGCUUUGUUGCAUGGUUGAAAAAAGGAAAACUGUCUGUAGAUGCCAGUGUUUUAAUGCAGUUUCUGAUUUCGAAAUGGCCUGCGCCCCAACCAAAUCCACAGACGAAUCCCUCCAUUCUCUAGAUAUGUGGAUAAAUCAC